Messenger RNA from Diversispora eburnea, 741 nucleotides. The record is from the annotation of a GenBank genome assembly. NCBI's taxonomy places the organism in Eukaryota, Fungi, Glomeromycota, Glomeromycetes, Diversisporales, Diversisporaceae.
AUGAAUUGUAAAGAACCUGAAAAUCUACUAUACCGAGUAUUUUUUCUUAUUUCAAUUCUACUUGCAAUGCGUGUUGGUGAACGUUAUCAUCUUAAAAUUGAGCAAUUUAAAUUUGAUGAUUAUGGAUUAAAAUUGUUUCGUUACACUUCCAAAAAUAAUCAACGUGGACUUCACAAUGGUAAUGCAAAUAUUAUUAACAUACCUGCUGAUUCAGAAUUAUAUUCUGAUGUAAAAUUAUAUUUUUCUAAACGUCCUAUUUGUGAAGAAAAUAAUUUUUAUUUACAACUUAAUUUAAAUUGGACUGAAACUGGUUUCUGGUAUAAAUCAAAUCAUGUAGGAAAAAAUAAGUUGAGUAAUUUUAUGCAAGACAUUGGGCAGCGAACACAAAUUGAUAUUUCCUUUGAUGCUCUUUCCAACCAUUCAGGUCAUAAAACUGCUGCUCAAUGUUUACAAGAUAAUAAUAUUUCUGAACAAGCAAUUAUGCAAUUGACAGAACAUAAAAGUGUCGAAGGUGUUAGGGCAUAUAAAAAAAUUAAUGAAGAACAGAAAUCUUAUACAAUGAAUACUUUAAUUAAUAUUACUGAUAAUUCAAAAAAUAAAUUAAAACAUCCGUUACAAGAGAUCUCUUUUAAUUCUUUAAAUAAUAAUUCACAAACUCCUAUAUUUAGUAAUUCUACUUUCUCAAAUGUAAUUUUAAUAUUAAAAAGCAAUAAUUUUAGCCAAUUAUGUAAAUCAAUGUAA